AUGUGGACCCACACUCCCCCCCUCUUUAGGCUAGUUACCGAUGGACAACCACCACUCAGACAAUGUCUCCACCCAGAGGCGUGCAGCAAAGACCUCACAUUACCCACAUACUACGCCAGUUUCCACGACCUGCGCAAAGAGUACGUACGGGCAUACACACUGCGAGCUGUCACGCCGCGUGCGCAGCCGCCGCCACCGCCGCCUGAUCACCCGACUUCAUUGCACGAUAUGCUAAAUUAUUUAGGCAUAACACCCUAUGCAGGCGAAAACUUCUACGCGGCGGAAGUGAAAGACAUGGCGGCGAUCAUUCAAAGGAUUAUCACAGAUGGUUUCCGCUUGGAGUUGCCAGAGACGAUUGACUUAGUUUUAGAAACUGGAAUUUGGUAA
Molecule: messenger RNA, 387 nt
Organism: Pieris macdunnoughi
Lineage: Eukaryota; Metazoa; Arthropoda; Insecta; Lepidoptera; Pieridae
Source: the annotation of a GenBank genome assembly